AUGAAUACAGGGGCGCAGAGCAACGCUUGUUUCAUCUGCAAAAUAUCAAACAAGCGAACUUAUUCUUGCAUUCAAUGCAAUAACCUCUCAUUCUGCAAUGACUGUUGGUCUCAAUGGGUUCUGCACUUACCCGGCACCGUGGGCUACGACAAUAGGCCACACGAAAAGGCGAUCGCGCAAGUCGUCCAACGGCUCCGCCAAAUCCUUGAACCCUCUAGAAACGAGAUUGAACACGAGCAAGAGCUUCUAAGCGAUGACGACACAACUUGGUUCGGAGUCGGCAGAGACUCUGCCGGCCGACCUGUUUUCCAAGACCAUGGCCGUUUUGCGAAUCUGAUGAGUGAGAGUCAGACACAAGACCCCGGUAACCGAUAUCCCCAGCUCGUCUCGUUUAUCGGACAGACAGGUGCUGGAAAGAGUACACUGAUCAAGAUGCUAAUCGACCGUCUUGACAUGAGACUUAAUGAUCAGAGAACUCCAUUUCCUUCCCCUGUCACGUCGUCUAAUAAUGACCGAGUCCCGACUACAGGUGAUGUUCAUUUGUACGCCGACCCAAUUUCCUAUUACACUAAAGCGCCCGUGCUGUAUGCCGAUUGCGAAGGCCUCGAUGGUGGAGAAGCAAUACCAAGGGGACUCAGACAUCGAGCCAAGGAGAAUCCGGAUCAAGGACCUGAAACAACUGUCGGCAGCGGAAAUCCUCGAAUACCACGACCGCAAUAUCAGUCCUCCUCUACUAACCGUAGCCGUACCCAAUCUGCCAAUACCAGUUCUAUGCAUAUCGUGACAAAAAAUAAAUUGCAGAAGAACCGACAUAGUUCUCAAAGAGAGAUAGUUUGGGCAGUAACUCCCGAAACUAAGAAACGAGAAUAUGCCGUGGCCCAGUUAUACCCUCGUUUACUGUACACAUUUUCUGAUGUUGUCGUGUUCGUGCUUAAGAAUCCAAGAGCAUUUGAGUCGACAGUGUUGGAAAAACUCCUGCAGUGGGGAUCAUCGUCGAUCGAUAAGUCCCUAAACCAACCUGCCCUUCCGCACGCUGUCAUCGUCCUGAAUGCGACAGAUAAAGCCGAUGAGAAGGAAUGGGACACAGGGACCGCUACUAACCUAUUUCUAAACGAAAUUAAGGGCGCCGUCUUCCGCGAACCCCGUUUCUCUCAGCAUGUACGUGUGUGGCAGGCCACCGGUCGAAAGGUUGAAUCUACACGCGACCUUCUGGAAUGCUACUAUGCCUCGGUCACCGUAGUUAGGGUCCCAUCACACGGUAGGUACAUGUUGAUGGAUGAACAGGCAGAAAAGCUUUUUGGCGUCAUAAAGGGGAAAUGCCAAGAGUCCCUUUUCACAAAGAAAAGAGUUCGCAUGUUGGCAACAGAAGAGAAACUCCAAAAAUACCUGCAAGCCGCUUAUGACCACUUCUCUGGAGAUCUUAACACACCAUUUGAUUUCGUUAAAGAGGCCUUGAAGCACAAUCCUAUCCCGCAGGAUUUUGGCGGAAAUAUCCUGAAUCUUGCUGUCGCAAUCAAGCAAAAUUGUAGCUUCCUCCAGAGGAACGCGGAAAAGAUAUUCGACAAGAUGGUUCCCAUGAUAUCAUCCUGUAUCAUGCUCGAUGCUGUGCGGCAGAACUUGUUGGGAACCACGACACGGCUUCUCAAUGAUGCUUAUGUUGAAUUUUGCCAGCUUGCCCUCAAGGAAUUCGCAGACCUCUACAGUCCUUGUACUUUCAGACACCACAAGUACGGGCAAUGUUGCAAUGUCAGAGUAGGACAUAACCCUAAAGGCCAUCAGAAUGAGAGUGGCAAGAUCUUCGGCUUUGGAGGCUACCAGUCGAGUUUCGACUACCAUGAAUAUGAACCGAAGUGGAUUGAACGAAUUUCAGUCAAACUCGAAGAACUACAAAAGUCCUUCGAACGGAGUAAUAAGUUUUCGGAGUACUCUGAGUACCAUAUCGCAGCGGAGGUUCAUAAAAAGUCGAUCAACGAGUUCUACCGUUCUCUGGGCAACGCCGAUAAGUUUAAAAGCCACACUGCAUGCUUUUCUUGUCUUCGCGAACUUCCCGAACAUGCUUUGCCUUGCGGUCACGUCCUAUGUCUCCCAUGCAUCGAGGCGUACGGGGCGAAAGUGUCGAAAACCACGAUAGAACUGCGGAGCUGUCCGUUGCAUGCGCAGGACACAACUUGGGAGGCACCGCGGUCCGUUCUGGUCAAACCCGCAUUCGCUGGUACGCGAAUACUCUGUCUAGAUGGAGGUGGCAUACGUGGUAUUGUCGAGCUACAAACCUUGAAAGCCAUCGAAAAGAUCCUGGGACCGAAACUACCCAUCCGAUUAUUUUUCGACCUAAUUGUAGGCACAAGCACCGGUGGUAUAAUUGCUCUAGGAUUAGGCGUGAACAACUGGACAGUGGACGGUUGCAUUCGCAAUUUCAAAGAACUAUGCGUUCAAGCCUUCAAACCGCGAGACUUGAUCGCGAUACCAUUUCUCAAGAAUCUGACUGCUCUAAGCCACAGAAGCAUAUUUAAAACAAGACCGUUCGAGGAAUUACUUCGGAGGGCCUUCACAGAGGAACCUCUGUUUGGAGGUGCCAACGAUCUAAGCGAAAUAGCCACAAAGGUCGCUAUUACAACAACUAGCGAGAUGAAACAGCAUGCAGUAGUUCUCGCCAACUACAAUCGACAGGGAACAACUGAAUAUUGUCUCCCUUACAGAUUUGAUAGAUGUACCGAACCGGAGAAGGAGUUUAAGAUGUGGGAGGCAGCUCGUGCCACAUCUGCUGCUCCUCCCUUCUUCAAGACCUUCCAGAAACAGGAAACUCGGAACAACUAUCUCGAUGGCGCUCUCUACCACAACAACCCGGUGUGGGUUGCGCAUCACGAGAGGAAACUAAUUUGGCCGGACGUUUGCAAGUCUCCUCCAGACAUCCUCCUCUCGAUCGGCACAGGAAAGAAUGGAUUAGAAAUUGAUGAACACCACCUGCGUUCGCCCCAGACGUGGCCUUCAUCUCAUGCAAAACCGAAGCCCCGCAAGAGGACUUCGCUCCAUUCGGUACUAACCAUAGCUGCACGUCGGUUUGACAAUUUGCUUGAAUGCAAUAAAAUCUGGGACGACUACAUCGCAAAAACUUCAACCUCGGACUAUAGCAAGAUCUCUAGCAUGAAUAAAAUGAGGUUAAUCCGUCUCAAUCCAGACCUGUGUUUCGAAGUUCCGCGGCUAGAUGCUGUCGGGCAGCUCGAGCGUAUUGAAAAAGCCGCGAUCGAAGAUCUUCAUAAAAACAAGGCGAAGGUUACAGAGGUCGCUCACAGGCUCAUUGUCAGCACAUUCUUUUUCGAGAAAGAUCCAAACUCAGUGAAAGCUACGGAGCACGGUUAUGAAUGCAUUGGACGAAUUCACUGUCGGUUCGCCAAUUCCUCAGCCGAGAUGAAGGCUUUGGGAGGCUUCUUAAGAGACUGUCUCCAAGAACACUUCGAGCCAUUCUUCGUGGUAGAGGAAGAUUCUAGUGACCUAGGAAAAGUCAAGCACACCAUCGAUCAGAAGAAGAUUGAAGACAUGUACCUUCGAGGUCGGUUCGACAUGCCAAAUACUGUGAUAUACAUGUCUAAAGAAGUCGCCGUUACGACUAUCUCUCUGUCUCUACAAUCCGGAAACUAUCCCCACACGGCGAACUCUUACCUUCCCAUCAGUGGCUUUCCACGAGAGCUUGUAAUAGAAGGCACUAAAGAAACCGUUUCCAAACCCCGUCCAAGGCUCUUUCAACCCCGCCACAGCGAUGAAGACGGGAGCGCAGUGCCUCAUCGAUCCCACAGCUUCAAGUCCCCAAGCCAUCUGCGGCAUUUUUCUUCCCGAAAAAACCUACGGAAAGUGUUCUCUGACAGUGGCAUCCCGACAGACGAGACGGAAAAGCCGCCAUCAUCACCGUCACUGGAAGUGCCAUAUGCACCUGAUGAUGUCCGCAGGUGGGUGCAUGAUCGCGCCAAUUCCCCGGGGGAAUUUGUCAAUGAGUUGGAAGCAUAG
Annulohypoxylon truncatum is the source of this 3999-nucleotide messenger RNA. RefSeq lists its product as uncharacterized. Bases 1 to 3999 code for a protein of 1332 amino acids. The transcript is spliced from 12 exons. Gene Ontology annotation, biological process: arachidonate metabolic process. Gene Ontology annotation, cellular component: membrane. Lineage: Eukaryota; Fungi; Ascomycota; Sordariomycetes; Xylariales; Hypoxylaceae. The record is from RefSeq and is a predicted model, not a curated record.